This is a messenger RNA of Camponotus floridanus (Florida carpenter ant), 1438 nucleotides long. RefSeq names its product protein tilB (gene tilB). The record is from RefSeq and is a predicted model, not a curated record. Bases 1 to 1353 code for a protein of 450 amino acids. Gene Ontology annotation, molecular function: protein binding. Lineage: Eukaryota; Metazoa; Arthropoda; Insecta; Hymenoptera; Formicidae. Gene Ontology annotation, cellular component: cytoplasm. Gene Ontology annotation, biological process: outer dynein arm assembly. The transcript has 4 exons.
AUGGUAAAAAUCACCCUUGAAUUAAUACGAAAACGCUCGGAGCACAACGAGGGUGAAAUAUCGACGUUGGAAGAGAUAGCUUUGCAUCAAGAGAAUAUCGAUGAAAUCCAGCUGAUAGAUAGACAUUGCCGGCAUCUCAAGAUCCUCUUAUUACAGAAUAAUCUUAUAUCAAAGAUCGAGAAUCUGAGUAUGCUGAAGAGAUUGGAAUACUUGAACUUAGCCCUCAAUAACAUCAAGGUUAUCGAAAAUCUAGAGGGUUUAGAGAGCUUAAAGAAGUUAGAUCUCACCGUCAAUUUCAUCGGCAAUUUACAGAGCGUAAAAAGUCUCAGGUGCAAUGAGAAUCUGGAGCAAUUAAUUUUAAUGGGAAAUCCGUGCGCGGAUUAUGAAUAUUACAGACAAUAUAUUGUGGCGACUCUGCCGCAAUUGCGAGAGCUUGACAUGCAAGAGAUUGAAAGAUCAGAGCGUAUCAAGGCGUUACAGAUUUAUGCGCAAGCACGGGACGAUGUUAUCGAAAGUUAUCAACGAUAUGAGAGAACCAGGAUAGUUGAACGGACACGUCGUAAAGCUGCACUUGAAACGACAGAGAUAAAGACGAAUACUAUAGAAGAGGAACAGGAAAAUAUAAAAAACGAACCAAGCGAGAACGCAAAUACAGGGAAGGAUGAUGAGGCAGAGAACGAACGUUUCUGGAAGCAGCCUAGUUAUCAUACGCCAGAAGAUAGGGUCGCCAUCGCUGAACGAUCCUUGAAGCAACAAGAGAUGAGAAAUCGCUCUUCAAAUAAGAAUGAUUGUCCAAAACGCGUCCUGAAAUUAUUUGCCCCGAAUGGAAGAGCUUAUAAUAUAAAUCAAGCGAAAGUAUCAUUCAAGCUAAACGAUGAAGAUGAUCCCAAUUUUAUUGUUCUCGAAGUCUCCGUUUAUAGGCACUUAGAUACUUCUUACAUCGGCGUCGAUGUAAACCCGACUUACGUGCGAGUUAUCAUAAAAGGAAAGAUACUGCAGUUGACUCUACCUUGCGAGGUAUCGGUCGAGAGAAGUAAUGUUCAACGGAAUACAAUCACCGGAAAUUUGGUGAUCAAUAUGGCCCGUUUAAUCCCGUGCAAAACAAUCAUAGGAAAGGAUGAAUCGACGAAAAAGAAAGAAUCUAAACAGGAAAAAAAGAUUCUUAUAGUUCGACCGCCUGUAAUAUCUCGGCGAGCUCUUCUCGAGAUCGGUCCAUCUUUAGAUCUUCAUGAUUUUUUGAUGGUAACCAAAGAUUCCGCAAAACGAGCUCAAACAGAUGAGAAAAAUUUGGCAAAGGAAGAGGAAAGCCUCGAAAAUUUUGAAGACAACUCGGACGUUCCGCCUCUUGAAUAAACAGGGACAAUGGAACGAUUAUGAUGAAUGAAAAAUGAUAAUUAUAAGUAUCACGAUGAUUCUGAAACUUGAUCAUCGCAUUGAA